Messenger RNA from Microtus ochrogaster (prairie vole), 3957 nucleotides. It is a transcript of the gene Ksr1, whose product is annotated as kinase suppressor of ras 1. Lineage: Eukaryota; Metazoa; Chordata; Mammalia; Rodentia; Cricetidae. The record is from RefSeq and is a predicted model, not a curated record. The transcript is spliced from 20 exons. Gene Ontology annotation, molecular function: protein kinase activity; ATP binding. Gene Ontology annotation, cellular component: endoplasmic reticulum; cytoplasm; membrane. Bases 209 to 2800 code for a protein of 863 amino acids. Gene Ontology annotation, biological process: protein phosphorylation; Ras protein signal transduction.
GCAGCCGUCGGAUCGCGGAGGCUUUCGCUUUGCUGCCGCGUCUGGGCGACGGGAGGAGCGGGCUGGGCGACUGGCACUCGGGACUUCAGGCUCUGGCCGCGCCGAGGGGCGCUCCUAGUGCAGCCUUCCCGGCUUGAGGCUUCUCCGCCGAGGCGCCCGUGCCCCCCGGGCUCCUUGCCUCGGCCCCCCGCGGCCCCGAUGCCGAGGUAUGGAUAGAGCGGCUUUGCGCGCCGCGGCGAUGGGUGAGAAGAAGGAGGGCGGCGGCGGGGGCGCCGCGGCGGCCGCAGACGGAGGUGCAGGGGCCGCGGCCAGCCGGGCGCUGCAGCAGUGCGGCCAGCUGCAGAAGCUCAUCGAUAUCUCCAUCGGCAGUCUGCGCGGGCUGCGCACCAAGUGUUCAGUGUCCAACGACCUCACGCAGCAGGAGAUCCGGACCCUGGAGGCGAAGCUGGUGCGGUACAUCUGCAAGCAGCGGCAGUGCAAGCUGAGCGUGACCCCCAGCGACAGGACUGCCGAGCUCAACAGCUACCCGCGCUUCACUGACUGGCUGUAUAUCUUCAACGUGAGGCCCGAGGUGGUGCAGGAGAUUCCCCAAGAGCUAACACUGGAGGCCUUGCUGGAGGUGGACGAGUCUAAGGCGAAGGAGAUGCUGCGGCGCUGGGGGGCCAGCCCUGAGGAGUGUAGCCGGCUACAGCAAGCUCUCACCUGCCUUCGGAAGGUGACCGGCCUGGGAGGGGAGCGCAAAGAGGACUCUGGUUGGAGUUCGGCAGACGCACAGCGGGAAAGCAGUUCAGGGCCUUCGGUGGACAUGCUCAACCCACUGGGCAGAGUGGGUGCCAGCACUCAGGGCCCGCGGUCCAUCUCCGUGUCAGCCCUGCCUGCCUCAGACUCUCCAGUUCCUGGCCUCAGUGAGGGCCUCUCGGACACCUGUAUUCCCCUGCACACCAGCGGCCGGCUGACCCCCCGGGCCCUGCACAGCUUCAUCACACCCCCUACCACACCCCAGCUACGACGGCACACCAAGCUGAAGCCGCCGAGGACACCCCCACCGCCGAGCCGCAAGGUCUUCCAGCUGCUACCCAACUUCCCCACACUCACGCGGAGCAAGUCGCAUGAAUCCCAGCUUGGAAACCGAAUCGAUGAAGUCUCCCCAAUGAGGUUUGAUCUCCCUCAUGGAUCCCCACAGCUGGUACGCAGGGAUAUCGGGCUCUCAGUGACACACAGGUUCUCCACAAAGUCGUGGUUGUCACAGGUCUGCAACGUGUGCCAGAAGAGCAUGAUGUUUGGAGUGAAGUGCAAACACUGCAGGUUGAAAUGUCACAACAGGUGCACGAAGGAAGCCCCCGCCUGCAGAAUAUCCUUCCUCCCACUAGCCCGGCUCCGGAGGACAGAGUCUGUCCCCUCGGACAUCAACAACCCAGUGGACAGAGCAUCAGAGCCCCAUUUUGGGACCCUGCCCAAGGCCCUGACAAAGAAGGAACAUCCUCCAGCCACGAACCUGGACUCCAGCAGCAACCCAUCUUCCACCACGUCCUCCACACCCUCAUCACCGGCACCCUUCCUGACCUCAUCUAACCCCUCCAGUGCCACCACGCCCCCCAACCCCUCUCCUGGCCAGCGGGACAGCAGGUUCAACUUCCCAGCUGCCUGCUUCAUUCAUCACAGACAGCAGUUUAUCUUCCCAGACAUUUCAGCUCAGGCAGCCCCGCCCUCCAGCACAGCUGACAGCACACGGCCCGACGACCAGCCCAAAGCAGACGUGCUGGGUGUCCAUGAAGCAGAGGCUGAGGAACCUGAGGCUGGCAAAUCCGAGGCAGAAGAUGAUGAGGACGAGGUAGACGACCUCCCCAGCUCCCGCCGGCACUGGCGGGGUCCCAUCUCUCGAAAAGCCAGCCAGACCAGCGUGUACCUGCAGGAGUGGGACAUCCCCUUUGAACAGGUGGAGCUAGGCGAGCCCAUUGGGCAGGGCCGCUGGGGCCGGGUGCACCGAGGCCGUUGGCAUGGCGAGGUGGCCAUUCGGCUGCUGGAGAUGGAUGGCCACAAUCAGGACCACCUGAAGCUGUUCAAGAAAGAGGUGAUGAACUACAGGCAGACCAGGCAUGAGAACGUGGUGCUCUUUAUGGGGGCCUGCAUGAACCCACCCCACCUGGCCAUUAUCACCAGUUUCUGCAAGGGGCGGACGUUGCACUCAUUCGUGAGGGACCCCAAGAUAUCUCUGGACAUCAACAAGACGAGGCAGAUCGCCCAGGAGAUCAUCAAGGGCAUGGGGUAUCUUCAUGCCAAGGGCAUCGUGCACAAAGACCUCAAGUCCAAGAAUGUCUUUUAUGAUAACGGCAAAGUGGUCAUCACAGACUUCGGGCUGUUUGGGAUCUCGGGCGUGGUCCGGGAGGAGCGGCGUGAGAACCAACUGAAGCUGUCCCAUGAUUGGCUGUGCUACCUGGCGCCUGAGAUUGUACGAGAAAUGAUACCCGGGAGGAAUGAGGACCAGCUGCCCUUCUCCAAAGCCGCCGAUGUCUAUGCAUUCGGGACCGUGUGGUAUGAACUACAGGCGAGAGAGUGGCCCUUUAAACACCAGCCUGCAGAAGCCUUGAUCUGGCAGAUCGGAAGUGGGGAAGGAGUGAGGCGCGUCCUGGCCUCCGUCAGCCUGGGGAAGGAAGUCGGCGAGAUCCUGUCUGCGUGCUGGGCUUUCGACCUGCAGGAAAGACCCAGCUUCAGCCUGCUGAUGGACAUGCUGGAAAAGCUGCCCAAGCUGAACCGGCGGCUCUCACAUCCAGGGCACUUUUGGAAGUCGGCUGAGUUGUAGGCCUGGCUGUCUUGCAUGCCCCAGGCUUCCUUCCUCCUAACCGCCAGCUCUGCUCCGUGACUUCUAAGACUCGAAACGCCAGCGGGCACUAACCCAGGGGAUGCCAUCUCUGCUGCUCCAGUCUCCUCCCUCCAGACUCCUUCCUUUGCUCUGUUUUUAACAACGGCCCCUCCCCUCCAUACGGCCUGUGGGUACCUGACUUGAGUCACUGCCAGGGGAGGAUGGCACUAACAGGGUGACCCCUCAAGGCGGAAGAACAGCCUCCGUGGAUGAGACGGUCUUUUCUCUCCUGCUCUGCUAAGAGUGGCUCUUGCUUGUGUUCCUCUGGUUCCUAGCCCCUACUAACACCUUCACGAGCCCCUGCUGAGCAUGCUCAGAGGAUGGGAAGGAGCUUGACAACCCUGGGAGGGACAUUGUCCUGCAAGGGGUGUAGUGGUUCAGAGCUGCCCAAAGCUCGCACUGAGGUCACGGGCCCUGUCUGGAGCCCUGUGUCUCUCUCAUGAAGACAGAGGACAGUAGACACGCACACACAUCGUGGUGCCGUGGACGGCAUCAGUUCAGAAGGGCUGAGUCCUUAGAAGCCACACUCAGAAAUGUCCUAAAUAGAGUGAUACCUGUCACUCAGUAAUGGAGGCAGAGCUGCUGUCACACCUGCUAGGGGUUCCAUGACCCUGACCAGAGAUCUCUGUUGGGCUCAGGAUUGAUUCUGCUCCCCGCAGUGGACCCCACUUGAACCAUUUCUAGAAAGAGUGUGUGACAUCAGUCCUGGUACAGGUCCUCAGGUCUCUCAUCAGCUCCACAUCCACACGGAGCAGCCAGUGAGGGAACACCCUCCGUCCCACAGUGGCUGCUGUUACGCUGGGUGCUGGCGAGUCAGGUGAACAGGCCAUGUCACUGUUCUCCAUGUAGGGACUGUGGCCGAUGCCCAGGACUUAGGGGUCAGGAGCAGCUCUGCCAAGGCCAUGGGCCGAGCAGUUGUCCUCACUCAGAUCCUCUGCCAAGCAUAGCCAGCGACAUCUUAACUCUGGUCAAAACCAGCGGAGCCAUAACCCAUGUCUCUGCUCCUCUCCGCAGCAUUAACAGCAGCAAAGUCAUGCCCCGCUUUGAAAGGUUUGGCCUGGGCGCCCUGGAGUCCAGUAAUCCAAAGAUGUAGCCGG